AUGUUUAGUCGCGUACCUUUAGCUGAUGAUUUUAACCAUCUCGCGCUUUGUGCUCGUGCAACUUUAUCUCACCAGGCUGAAAAAAAGAUUCACUCAAUUCUGAAUUGUGGACAACUUUCAUUCAGGAGUAAUUUAGGUAACUCUAAGGAUGAAAUUAUGCAUAUACAGCAGAUUGUUACCAGUAAUAAUGGCAACAUUAAUCCUAGUAUAAUACCUACUAAUAGUGGAAAUAAUACCAUUACUGCUACUACUACUACUACUUCCAACAAUAAUGUCCAAUCAAAUCGAUGUGUAACUGUACGUCAUUCAACUAAUUCUAAUGAACGUGUAAAACGUCAUCAUUGUACAGAUUGUUCAAAAUCAUUUCAUCGUGCCAGUGAUCUAGUUAAACAUCGUCGUACUCAUACAGGUGAAAAACCAUUUGCUUGUAUGCAAUGUGGUCGAGCGUUUGCCGAUUCAAGUAGUUUAUCUGCGCAUAAACGAAUACACACUGGAGAACGUCCAUAUCAUUGUUGUGAUUGUGGCAAAAGUUUUUCCGUAUCAAGUAGUCUGGUAAAACAUAGACGAAUACAUACCGGUGAAAGACCGUAUCGUUGUGAAUUUUGCGGCAGAUCAUUUUCCGAUAACAGUAGUUAUAGCGCACAUAAAAAACGUAGUCAGCGGUGUACACCUAUUACCAGUAAUAAUAACAACAAUACAUUUAGUCUUGUUGGUAAUGUAGGAGAUUGUGAAAAAACAAAGUGUGAGGGUUGUGCUUUUCUCGAUCCACAUACACAAGCAGUUAUACAUCCUGCAGCGGCGGCAGCUGCUGCCGCUGUAUCUGUUGAACACUUUUUAACGAAUUCAAAUAUUGGUGUGUCUAAAAUAAAUGGUGGUGAAUUUUGUCCAACUUCUUUAAAUUUAACAUUUCCUAAUCCACCAAAUACAAAUACUAUGCCAGCUACAGCAUUAACAUGA
Messenger RNA from Schistosoma curassoni, 957 nucleotides. The record is from the annotation of a GenBank genome assembly. Lineage: Eukaryota; Metazoa; Platyhelminthes; Trematoda; Strigeidida; Schistosomatidae.